ACUUCAUCGAUCAACGACCUUACCAACCACCGCUCGAGAACAAAAAAGAUGGGUGAAUCUCUGGAUCUUAUAAGCGAUCUACCACAAAGCAUACUUGAGAACAUUCUCACUCGUCUUUCCCUAAGAGACGCAAUCAGAACAAGCGUCUUAUCAACCAAAUGGAGAUACAAAUGGUCAACACUCACUGACCUCACAUUCGACGAAAAAUGCGUCGCUCCUUCUACUGAACGCGCCGUGGUUGAGACCAAUCUCGUUAGAUUCAUCACCGGAGUGCUCCUCCUUCACCAAGGCCCCAUCCACAAGUUCCACCUCUCCACUUCCUUCCUGCAAUGCCGUCCAGACAUUGACCAGUGGCUGCUCUUCCUCUCGAGAAACGACAUCAAGGAGCUGGUUCUUGAGUUAGGUGAAGGAGAGUUUAGAGUUCCUUCUUGUCUCUUCAACUGUUUGAAACUGACGCGUUUGGAGUUGUGUCACUGCGAGUUCGACCCUCCUAAGUCUUUUAAUGGGUUUGCGUCUCUCAAGAGUCUUAACCUUCAUCAGAUUCUGGUUUCUCCUGAGGCGAUUGAGAGUUUGAUCUCUGGAUGUCCGGUUCUGGAGUUCUUGUCUUUGUCUUAUUUUGAUAGUUUGGUUUUGAGUAUAUCAGCUCCGAAUCUUAUGUACUUGUAUCUAGAUGGAGAGUUCAAAGAUAUUUUCCUGGUGAACACGCCUAAGCUGGUUGCGAUAUCGGUUUCGAUGUAUAUGCAUGAGGAUGUUGCUGAUUUUGAGCAGAGUUCGGAUUAUAAUCUCGUUAAGUUCCUUGGUGGUGUGCCCCUUCUUGAGAAACUUGUCGGUUAUAUUUACUUCACUAAGUAUUUGAGCAUAGGAGAUGACCCGGGAAGGCUUCCAAUUACUUACAUUCAUCUUAAGACAAUAGAACUAUACCAAGUAAGUUUUGAAGAUGCCAAUGAGGUACUAGUUCUUCUUCGUUUGGUCACUCACUCUCCUAACCUUAAAGAGCUCAAAGUUUCGGCUUCACCAAUACAACUAUUUCCUUUAGAAGAAGAAAGUUUCGACCUUUUCGAAAGAGACUACUUUGACUACAAACUCCCGAGGCUAGAAACGGUGAGGAUGACAGACGUUUCUGGGAUAAGGAAUGAGUUGGAGUUCAUAAGAUUCUUGAUGGGAACUUCACCAGUUCUGGAGACGGUUAUUGUAACAUCGAGUUUGUCAGAUAAAGAAGCGAGAAUGGAUAUGGUUGUGGAAUUGCUCAGGUUCCCGCGUGUCUCUCCACGAGCACAGUUACUCUUCCUUCAAGAUUGAGUCUCUGUUUUAACUCUCUGUGUGUAUGUUCAUUUGCUCAAUUAAGGGUUCUGAAAAUAAUGAUGGACGUGAAGUUUUUAAUGUAGUCUGACCAAAGAGUUAAUAAAUGGUUGCAGUCUUGCAGAGACUUUGUUAUACACAUCAAUUCGUAAAGCAAGA
Molecule: messenger RNA, 1458 nt
Organism: Eruca vesicaria subsp. sativa (arugula)
Lineage: Eukaryota; Viridiplantae; Streptophyta; Magnoliopsida; Brassicales; Brassicaceae
Source: the annotation of a GenBank genome assembly